AUAUUUCCCGUUGUUUCCGGUGUUGUGAACGUCCCUGGAAACAUGGCGGGCAGCAUCCGCGGCCGUCCGAUCCGGAGUCUUCGGAUGCGAGGUCGGAAUGACAGCGGGGAGGAGAACGUACCGCUCGAUCUGAGCAGAGAGGCGUCCGACAACCUGCGCGAGAUCCUCCAGAAUGUGGCCAAGCAGCGGGGCGUCUCGAAUAUGCGGAAGCUGGGACACCUGAACAACUUCAUCAAGCUCCUUUGCAGUGUUGGCCACUCGGAGGAGAAAUUUGGAUUUACAUACGAAGAAAUCAUCAUCUGCCUGCGGUUGGCUCUCCUAAAUGAAGCCAAGGAGGUGCGGGCGGCAGGCCUGCGAGCUCUGCGCUAUCUCAUUCGAGACAGCACCAUUCUCCAGAAGGUUCUGCGACUCCAGGUGGACUACCUAAUAUCCAGGUGCAUCGACAUCCAGCAGAGCAAUGAGGUUGAGCGGACGCAGGCACUUAGACUGGUGCGAAAGAUGAUCACUGUGAAUGCGCUGCUGUUCCCCAGCUCCAUCGUUAACUCCCUGAUCGCAGUGGGUAAUGAUGGGUUGCAGGAGCGAGACCGCAUGGUGCGGGCGUGCAUCGCCAUCAUCUGCGAACUGGCCUUGAAGAACCCAGAGGUGGUGGCGCAGAGGGGGGGCCUCAGCACCAUCCUGAAGAACGUGAUCGACUGCCAGCUGAGCCGCAUCAACGAGGCCCUCAUUACUACCAUCCUGCACUUGCUCAACCACCCACACACUAGGCAAUACGUGCGCUCUGACGUGGAGCUGGAGCAAAUCCUGGCACCUUACACCGACUCUCACUACAGGCACAACCCGGACACUGCUGAAGGCCAGCUCAAAGAGGACAGAGAGGCACGGUUCCUCGCCAGCAAGAUGGCCAUCGUGGCGGCCUUCCGCUCCUGGUCAGGAAUCAUUAACUUGUGUAAGCCAGGCAACUCUGGAAUCCAGUCUCUGAUUGGCCUGCUCUGUAUACCAAACAUGGAUGUGCGGAGAGGGUUAUUAGAGGUCCUGUAUGAAAUCUUCCGACUUCCCGUUCCCGUUGUGACGCAGGACUUCAUCGAAGCUCUUUUCAGCGUCGACCCCAGCAGGUUUCAGGAUAGCUGGAGGUUGUCUGACGGCUUUGUAGCUUCUGAGGCCAAAGUCAUCCUUCCGCACCGAGCGAGAUCCAGGCCUGACCUGAUGGACAACUACCUUGCUCUGGUUCUGUCUGCCUUCAUCAACAGUGGCCUCCUGGAGGGCUUGGUAGAGGUCAUCACCAGCAGUGACGACCACAUCUCUGUCCACGCCACCAUUCUCCUUGGGGACCUUCUGCACAUGGCCAACACUAUCCUCCCCCACUCGCACAGCCACCACCUGCACUGUCUGCCCACACUCAUGAACAUGGCUGCCUCCUUCGACAUCCCACAGGAGAAGCGGCUACGGGCCAGCGCCGCUGUCAACUGCUUGAAGCGUUUCCAUGAGAGGAAGAAGCGCGGGCCAAAACCGCACAGCCUCUACCUGGACCAGGUGGUCCGCAAAGCGAUGGCGGCGCACCAACGCAGGGACCAACAUCUCCGCGUGCAGAAGGACAUCUAUGUGAUCAAGGACACGGAGGACGCGCUCAUGAUGAACCUGCGAGACAGCCAGAUUCUGAACCACAAACAGAACCUGGACUGGAAUUGGGUUCUUAUCGCCACCAUCCUGAAGUGGCCAAAUGUGAACCUCCGGAACAAUAAAGAUGAACAGAUGCACAAGUUCGUGCGCAGGCUCCUCUACUUUUACAAGCCGAGCAGCAAGCUCUUCGCCAGCCUGGAGCUCGACCACAGCAAGGCAAGGCAGCUGACUGUGGCCGGUUGUCAGUUCAUCGAGUUCCUGCUGGAGUCCGACGAGGAUGGCCAGGUGUACCUGGAAGACCUGGUAAGGGACAUCGAACAGUGGCUGUCCUCCUCCUCCGGGCUCAAGACGGACCGCAGUCUCCAGAGCAACGGGCUUCUCACCACUCUGAGCCAACACUACUUCCUGUUCCUGGGCACGCUGUCUGCCCACCCCCAUGGCGUUAAAAUUCUGGAGAAAUGCAGCAUCUUCCAGUGUCUGCUAAGCCUGUGCUCGCUGAAGAACCAGGACGCCACGCUCAAGCUGACGGUGUCCGCACUGGACUACAGCCGCGACGGACUGGCUCGGGUCAUCCUCUCCAAGAUCCUCACAGCAGCUACUGAUAACUGCAGGCUGUAUGCCACCAAGCACCUGCGGGUGCUGCUACGUGCCAACGUGGAGUUCUUCAGCAACUGGGGCAUCGAGCUGCUGGUCACACAGCUGCAUGACCGCAACAAGGCUGUCUCCAUGGAGGCACUGGACAUCCUGGAUGAGGCCUGCGAGGACAAGGCCAACCUUCACGCACUGAUCCAGAUGAAACCUGCGCUCUCUCAUCUCGGUGACAAAGGGGUCCUGCUACUCCUACGGUUCCUGUCCAUUCCAAAGGGCUUCUCCUACCUCAAUGAGAGAGGCUAUGUCAACAGGCAGCUGGAGAAGUGGCAGAAGGAAUACAACCUGAAGUACGUGGACCUGAUCGAGGAGCAGCUGAAUGAGGCUCUCACCACGUACCGCAAGCCUGUCGAUGGAGACAACUACGUACGGCGAAGCAACCAAAGGUUACAAAGACCAAAUGUUUACCUUCCUGUGCACCUGUAUGGGCAGCUGGUCCAUGACAAGACUGGAUGUCACCUGCUGGAGGCUCAGAGUGUAGUUCCUGACCUGAGCUACACGGUGCGCUCCCCAAUGCUGCACAACUGGGAGGGCAUCAAGCAGCUGAAAGCUGCAUUGUGGGCCUUGGGUAACAUUGGCUCCUCCAACUGGGGUCUGAACCUCCUCCAGGAGGAGAAUGUUGUCCCAGAUAUUGUGGCUCUGGCUCAGCACUGUGAGGUUCUCUCCAUCCGUGGUACCUGCCUUUAUGUGCUGGGCCUCAUCUCCAAGACCAAGCAGGGCUGUGAAGUGCUGAAGCAGCACGGAUGGGAUGCGGUCCGCCACAGCCGGCGCCAACUGUGGCCCGUCGUGCCAGACGAGCUGGAGCGGCAGCUACCCAGCGAGCUGUCUUCGGUGCCGAGCACCCUCAGCCUCAACUCCGAGUCCACAAGCUCGCGGCACAACAGCGAGAGUGAGUCCACACAGCCCAGCAUGUACAUCCUGGAUGACGAGAAGUGUGAGGUGCUGGAGCUCGCAGAGGAGCUGCCCCUGUAUGUGCGGCCGAAACCCCAGAAGGAUCGUGGCCCCUUUACCCUCCUGGCCUCCAGCGGCUUCGUCCGUCGGCGUCUGCUUAGCUCGCUCACACUUCCCACCAAGAAGCUGCGCAGUGCCAGUGACCCGAAGAGCACUGCAGGCAGCAAGGGGCCCGGGGAGGUGAAGCCGGGGAGCUCACGGCGCACCCGUACGGUCACUGAGCCUGCUGAGCUCUCUCUGGGGCAGGGUGACACCUACACCCCCGUUUUCAACGGUGGCCGUCUGCCCGUGAGCCCCUCGGUUGUGGAGACCUCUUUCCUUGGCUGCCGAGUUACUGAGGAACGGGGAGGCAGCACAGUUAUCGCGGAGGGGGAGCUCCGGCUGCCCAGGGGUGGACCAGGCCACGUGGGCGAGAGCCACCGGGAGCGUGGCAGCCGUGAGCGAUUGGCUGGCGACGGGUCUUCGUCCUCGUCUUCCGGUGGGGGCGGGGCCCAGUUCAAGAGCCGGAGCCAGAGCUUCAACACGGACACGACGACGAGCGGCAUCAGCUCGAUGAGCUCGAGCCCAUCCCGUGAGACUGUCAGUGGAGUGGACUCAUCCGCCGGCGACACAGACUGUGUGAGCCUGGACACGGUGGUGAGCGCACGCACUGUGCGCACUCUCUACUCGCUCACACCGCAGUCCAGCCACCUUCCGCUGUCCAAGUCGAGCUCGGCGUCACUGGUGCCACCCGGUUCCUCACACACUCUGCCGCGCCGUGCCCAGUCGCUCAAGUCCCCCUCAGUGGCGGCCAUCCGGAGCCUGGCGGACUGCAGCUUUGUGUACACGAGCCCUCGUGACGCGCUGGGCUAUGCGACGCUCAAACGCCUGCAGCAGCAGCGCAUCCACCCUUCCCUGUCGCACAGCGAGGCACUGGCCUCUCCCGCCAAGGAUGUGCUCUUCACCGAUACAAUCACCAUGAAGGCUGGUAGCCUGGACUCAAGACUCACACCUCGCAGGUUCCUGAAGGCGCUGAGCUUCGCUUCCCUGGACAAGGAGGAGCUGCUGAGCCCCAUCAGCCAGACCACGCUGCAUCGCUCCUCCUCCGUGCGCUCCAUGGUCUCCAGCGCCACCUACGGGUGCUCCGACGACUACAUUGGUCUGGCGCUGCCCAUGGACGUCAGUGACAUGUUCCAGGUGAAGGAAACGCCAUACUUCCAGCAGACCACGAGCCCGGCUGCCGAGGACAAAUCGUCCCGUUUCUGUAUUGGCGAAUCAGACGGUCCGCGCUCUGCACCUCCUCCGCUUCGGCAACAAAUCAGCAUCACGGAACUGGUGACGGGUGGGCGGGGCGACCCACAGUCAUCAUUGCCGGCGACGGAGGAGACGGGGCUGCAGGAGCACCGUGAUGACAACUGCCUCUACUGCGUGGGUCUACAGUUGCUGGGCAGCAAUUCCCAGAGCCAGGCAGACCCCACACACAGCCGCACAGACUUUGGUGAUGUUUCGUACUCAGACUGGUGCAGCCAGCCAGUCCACAGCCACCUGGAGGUCACGCCCCAGUCCAAGUUCUCCGGAAUCUCGGGCUGCAGCGAUAUGUCCCAGGGCUCUGCCUGCGGCACGCCUAACGCACAGCUCGUCCUGGGGGGAAGACCCAUCACUGAGGAUGCCCCAGCCUGCAGGGCUCUGCUGAGGAAGGAGGUGCUACGGCUCGUGGUGAACCUCAGCUCCUCCGUAGGAACCAAGGGCCACGAGACAGGCCUGCUCACGAUCAAGGAGAAGUUCCCCUAUGCGUUUGAUGACAUCUGCUUGUACUCUGAGGUUUCCCACCUGCUUGCCCACUGCAUGUUCCGCCUGCCCUCACGCCGCUUCAUCCAGGAACUCUUCCAGGAUGUCCAGUUCACGCCGCUGUACGAAGAAGCUGAGGCUAUCCUCAUUGCCCCAAAGCAGGCUGCUGUGGAUUCCUCCUGCUCUGAAUGCUGACUUUGCCACCACCUGCCAACCUCUCGGUCUCACCACAUCCUCAAACCCCUCUUUCAAAACCCAGAUCUUCUUGAAGGGGGGCCGGGGUGGAACCACCCUCUCUGCACAGGAUCUGUGACCUUUUCUGUGUCACCAACAUUGAACCCACCAUCUACGAACCAUCCAUCCAAAGACCCUGCUCAGAUGGAUGGCUUAAUGGAGGACAGGAGUUGUAAGGUGGGAGGGAUCAUGGUUGGACUCCUGCAGCCUAGAGAGAUGGGGAUUUAUGGACUUUUGUGAGCUACACCCAACCACGACCCUCCACACAUGUACACUUGUUAUGGUCCUCAAAGACUUUUAGGGUUGGGGCCACAGUCUUUUCACCAAAUCUUGCUUUCUGACCAACGAGCGGCGUAGAAACUCUGAAUGAUCGGUGUACAUGCUAAGAAACUCAAGUGGAAUGGAAGCAGAAGAACGUGACAGAUGGCACACAGACCAGGCAAAAGGACCAGACAUCCUCUGGUUGUGUCAUCUUGUGGUGUUAUCCCAUUUUGGAGAGAUGGAUGUACUGUUACCCCUCUGGAAAGUUUCUUUUCUUUUUUUCUUUUUUCCCCCCCUUUCCUCCUGAGGGAUUUUCUUCCCUUUGAGUUUGAAACACUACAGCAGGUUCCACAGCCCACUGAAGCUCCAGCGGGUGGGGGGGGGAAGGCUAAUGUCACUUCCAGCCUUUAGAUCAAAGAACCCUUGUAUGUUUCUUCUCCUUUCCGUUUGUGUUCUGUCCUCGCGUCUAUCCGACAAUCAACGGCCCAUGACUUUGGCCGCUGUGGCGCCGGCCCCCGUCUCCACGCGAGGCGCAGUGCUGAUGACCACGUGCCUGCUUCCUACUGCAUCUCUUGUCUUGUUGUUGAUUUCUCUGGAAUUUUCCAUAGCAGGAAGGAGAGACAAAAAAGCCAAAUUUGUAAGCCAAAUUUCCUUAGAGAUGUUGAUUCCUGUAGGCAGCGGAUAGUUUUCAAGCCAUGGGAACAGAAUAAUUUGAGCUAGUUUAAAUUUCUAUGUCUCCUUGCUUCUGCCGUGUGUCCUUGGGUGGUGCGUAGUUCCGUAUCCUGGUACCGUCCAUGAGCACCAGCCUCUGGAGAGGACACCGAUGAUCACCUUUCAGCUGGAGAGCCACAGCGAUGGUGUGCCUGGGUCUCCGGGUUUCAUUAGAAGUUCAGCGUUAUUCCUUCCCCUCUGCGUGGUUAAGGUGACACGGCAACAUUAUUGACGUAUCUUCUAUGCAAUGAUCUCCUAAAUAAAAGAAACCAGAGGGAGUUGUUUUGAGGAGAUGGAAGGACAAGGGGUUUACAACAAAGUGGCUGGACCAUCAUGCUUUAGUCUUUCAGCUUUUUUUUUUUUUUUUUUUUAAGGUAACUUUUUAGUUAUAAUGCAGUGGAUGGAACAUGGAGCUGUUUAAAAAAUUUUAAUUUAUUUUAGUUUCUAAUGAAUUCAAGUCGCCGGUACUUCCGUCAAGUGGUUUGGCCUCGUAUGCGAUGCAUGACUUUGAUCCCGGAACUUCCCAGGGAAUCUUGCUGCGGCGGAGUGCGCUCGUCCCGCGUCCUGCGGGAUUGCCGUUGGAUGUCCCUUUUCCAAAAAAGAAAGACUUGCUGUUGCUUUGCUUGCAGCAUUAAUGUCGCAGUGUGUCCGGGGCCCUGUGGCCGAAGGCGUCUCCAAGACCGGGUGCGUUGUUGCCAUAGCGAUGCGUCCGGUGUAAAGGGGAGCCUGGGAGAUCAUGUUACUUUAGCAGAUUAAGAGUAUGGCAUCGUCGGACUGUGCUGUAGUGUGGAGUCCGGCCAGGGGUUUGCUUUACAUUUAUGAAGGGGCAAACUCGCUCUGCUGGUGAUGAGCCAACGAUGAGACCCCAGUUUGGGACUGGGAGAAUAAAACCACCUGAAACACGGGGUGAAGCACUGUAUAGUUGAGCAGAGGCUUACCGUGUGAGUAAUUCCAGAGUAAAUCCCAAGGAAUACCCAAGUCUGCAACGUUUCUCCUGAGGAGCUUGUGAGGAACCUCCAAACGGACUUCUGGAGGACUUUCAGAGGACCUCGCUGGUGUAACUACAGAGAGACUUGUGAAGAAAGGUGCUUCUGGGUCGGCUGUUACUGACGCGUUGCACUCCUCUUCCUUCUCCUGCCAUCCAAGCUCGAGCUACACAACAGCAUGUGUCACUUGCAUGAGCGGUGUCAACAACAGUGUCACACCUUAGAGUUGCUUCACUCUUAAAAACUGGCCCCAGCUAAUUUAUUCCAUCUGAAGUCUAUAAUUUCAUUGUCUGCUCCCCUGAAUGAUAAAGAUCAUCGUGGGGAACGGAAUGAAGAGACGGCCUCUGAACGGGGGAAUGAGCAACAUGAUAUGGAAAUGUAAUAUUCAGAAUUAAUUUUGAGUCUCUGUAGUUGAGGCCUGGGGAGGGCAGUUUAAUCAGUUCAGUACUGGGGAGGGGUGGUCCCUUUGUUUCAUUUCUUUUUUGUUUUUUUUUUUUUUUUUUUGUUUUCUUAAUAUGCUGCUACACAUGUGAGUUUGUAGUGAGUACUUCUAGAUCUCUGAAGGGGCGUCAGACCUGAUCUAUAUUAUAUAUCUGUACCAUAGCUGAGUGAGAGAGAAAGAUUAAAGAAGAAUAAACUAUUUAUAUUUUUUCCUUAAAUAUUUCAUGAAGCUGUGUAUAAUUUAAGAUAAUUUUUGUUUGUUUGUUUUUUUUUUUUUUUUUUCCUUCUUCUUUUGCCCAGAUUGUGGUUUCCCAUGUAAAAAUGUGUACAGUACAUUUUGGGGCAUUACAAACCUCAAGAAGCAUACAAUCUUAUCAAAGGGAUUACAAUGUUAAUAAAAUAUACAUCAACUUCCCAGAAUCCUUUGUGCAGCCUGU
Molecule: messenger RNA, 8053 nt
Organism: Scleropages formosus (Asian bonytongue)
Lineage: Eukaryota; Metazoa; Chordata; Actinopteri; Osteoglossiformes; Osteoglossidae
Product: rapamycin-insensitive companion of mTOR-like
Exons: 38
Coding region: 43-5178 (1711 amino acids)
Biological process (GO): TORC2 signaling; positive regulation of phosphatidylinositol 3-kinase/protein kinase B signal transduction
Cellular component (GO): TORC2 complex
Molecular function (GO): protein serine/threonine kinase activator activity
Source: RefSeq, a predicted model, not a curated record